Molecule: messenger RNA, 2331 nt
Organism: Suillus subalutaceus
Lineage: Eukaryota; Fungi; Basidiomycota; Agaricomycetes; Boletales; Suillaceae
Product: CHAT domain-containing protein
Exons: 4
Coding region: 1-2331 (776 amino acids)
Molecular function (GO): protein binding
Source: RefSeq, a predicted model, not a curated record
AUGAGUUUGGAGAAACGCGAGUCUCUACACCACUUUGAGCACCGAAGCAAUAAUGAAGACUUGGAUCAGGCUAUCGCACUUCACAGGGAAGCGCUGGCUUUGCGCCCGGUCGGUCACCCAGAUCGGUCCUCGUCAUUAAAUAACCUUGCCACUGAACUUUCCUCCCGCUUUGAGCACCGAGGCAAUGACGAAGACUUGGAUCAGGCUAUCGCACUUCAGAGGGAAGUGCUGGAUUUGCGCCCGGUUGGUCACCCAGAUCGGUCCAAGUCAUUAAAUAACCUUGCGAAUCGACUCUCCUCCUGCUUUGAGCACCGAGGCAAUGAUGAAGACUUAGAUCAGGCUAUCGCACUUCACAGGGAAGUGCUGACUUUACGCCCUGUUGGUCAUACAGAUCGGUCCUCGUCAUUAAAUAACCUUGCCAUUGAACUCUCCUCCCGCUUUGAGCACCGAGGCAAUGUCGAAGACUUAGAUCAGGCCAUCGCACUUCAGAUGGAAGUGCUGGCUUUGCGCCCAGUCGGUCACGCAGAUCGGUCCUCGUCAUUACAUAACCUUGCCACUCAACUCUCCUCCCGCUUUAAGCACCGAGGCAACGACGAAGAUUUGAAUCAGGCUAUCGCACUUCACAGGGAAGCGCUGGCUUUGCACCCGGUCGGCCACGCAGGUCGGUACAAGUCAUUACCUAACCUUGCCACUCAGCUCUCCUCCCGCUUUGAGCUCCGAGGCAAUAGAGAAGACCUCGACGAGUCACGAGAGAACCUACGCUCUGAGGUCUAUCUAUCAUUCCAUCAUUCGGGGCUUGACGGCAUCGGAGUGGGUGAAGAUACUAACAGUCUGAAUUCUGCAAUGCAUCAUCUCAAGGCAACAGCAAAUGUUGUCUCCAGAGGCUCGCUAUCUCACCUCCAACAUUCGCAUGCCACUGAGCUGGAGGCCUGUGCAACUUCCAUGCAACUUCUGGACGCUUACAUGUCCACGACAGCUUCAGUAUCGUCUCGUCACAAUAUCAUGAAGUAUCUCCCAAGAACGCUUGCCAUGGAUGCUGCAUCGUGUGCUCUUCAUAGUGGUGACGUGUGUCGCGCUGUUGAGUUGUUGGAACAAGGCAGGACUAUCAUCUGGACCCAGAUGACACGACUCCGCACACCUCUUGACAGCCUCCAGACAUGCGGCGAUCACGCAGCGGCCCUGGUGAAGAAAUUCAGAGACCUCAGCUCCCUCCUCGAUAAGCCUCCUGCGAACGAUCUAGAAGCAACCCCAAGAGUCGAUGUAGAAGCAGAAGAAGCCCAAUACAGACGUUUAGUGAAGGACUGGAAUAGGGCUGUAGAAGAAAUCCAGAAGAUCGAGGGCUUCUCUCUCGCUUCCCUCCUUCCCCCCUUAUUCUCCGAUGAUCUUCAAGAUGCAGCUUGUGAUGGGCCUAUCAUUGUGCUCAUUGCAAGCAAGUUGUCUUGCCAUGCCAUUAUUGUCCCGCACAAGCAACCUCUGACCAGCAUUCAACUCCCAACCAAUCUUGAGAAACUCCAGACAUUGGUGGUCAAACUCAAACAGGAAAGCGGAGAAAGCCCUGAAAAAGGUCUUGAUGGAGUUGUGGGACAUCGUCGUCGGCCUGGUGGUCGAAAAUCUGCACAAAUUUGCACGACCAGGCGAGGUGGACGAUUGCUAUCGCAGUUCUAUAUCUCUUCAUACACGCCAUCGCUUACUGCACUGAUAAAUACUCGCAGACAUGACAGGUCCCUGUCAGUGUCCUUCGCUGCCAUUGGUCAGAAUCGCCCAGCCGGUGCUUCAUUCACUUUGGAUUGUGUGGAGCCUAAAUUGGAAUUAGUGCAAAGUCUUUUACCCCCAGCUGUUUCCUUCACCAAGAUAACGAGCGUUGAUGCAAUGAAAUUGAGGGCACUACGCACGCUGCAAGAUAAUACUUGGCUCCAUUUUUCGUGUCACGGGACACACAAAUACAAGGACCCCUUCAAUUCGGCCUUUCUCAUGCGAGACCAACCGCUUUCACUUCUCGAUAUCACACAAGCAGAUCUGUCUCGGCAUGAAUUUGCAUUUCUUUCUGCCUGUGAAACUGCAGUCGGUGACUCGACUACUCCAGACGAAGUGGUACACCUAGUGGCUGCCCUACAAUUUGCUGGGGUGAAGAGCGUUAUUGGGACAUUAUGGAAAGUCAACGAUAGUACCGUGCAGCGCUUAGUCGAAGCAUUCUACAAAAACUUUUGUGGGGAUGGGACAAUGAAUUCGAAACAAGCUGCCCGAGUGCUUCGCCGAGCGGUUCAGUCGUUGGCUUGCGACGAGGACAUGCCCUUGGACCAGCGCAUAGUGUUCGUGCAUAUUGGCAUAUGA